UGUUAGUCCUCUGUAUCUCACUGGUUGCUUGUAGCUUUCUUUCUGGCUUCUACGUAAACACUGUGCCGCUCCACACUAAAUACGCGAGGGCGUGAUGCUGUAAUCAUGCCAUUUGUAUAAUUUAUUUCUUUUUCAUUUCGUUCUAUAUGCGUAAACGCGACUUGGUUUAAACUACAAGGCACUUUCUUGCUGUGUCCGUGAUGUGGGCAACGCCGAGGAGGACGCGGUCGGAGGCGAGCGAAGACGCGGAGAUUGUGGUGAACGUGGGCGGCGUGAGACACGUCCUGUGCGCCAGCGUGCUUGAGCGCUACCCCGACACGCGCCUCGCGCACCUCGCCGACCGCGCCGCGGAGAGAUCGUGCGAUCUUUCGCGAUUCUGCGACGACUACGACGCGGCGACGCGCGAGUUCUUUUUCGACCGCGACCCGGACGCGUUCAGAUCCAUUGCCGAGGUGUAUCAGUAUGGAGAGGUGCACAUGGCUAAGGGUACGUGCCCGGUACGCUUCAGCAAGGAGAUGGAGUUCUGGGGACUGGACAUGGACCUGCUCGACGAGUGCUGCAAGAGCAACCUAAAGGAAGCAGAGGAGGAGCUGUCUGAGAUUGCUGAGAAGGUCCGCACCAUUCUGGACGACAUGGAGGGAAGCCCUUCGAGCGGAAAGUGUAGGGCGUUCCUGUGGAAGCUCAUGGAGAAACCGGAGUCAUCCUGGGCGGCACGCACCGUAGCCCUUCUCUCGUUUCUCUUUGUGCUCCUUUCGUCUGUGGUGAUGUGUGUGGGCACUGUGCCUGAGCUUCAUGAGCAGGACAUUGAUGGAAAUCGAGUUGAGAAUCCAAGUCUGGAAGCCAUAGAAACAGCCUGCAUCGUUUGGUUCACGGUGGAGUACGUGUUGCGGUUAGCUGCAGCACCCAACAAAUUGCGUUUUGCCAUCUCCUUUAUGAACGUGGUGGACUUUCUGGCUAUUGCGCCUUUCUACCUGCUCUUGGUUCUGUCAUACCUCGGCACUGCUGUGUUGCAGCUGGGCACCGUGCAGCAGGCGGUGCAAGCGCUCCGUGUAAUGCGUGUUGCACGUGUCUUCAAGCUGGCACGCCACUCCUCAGGCCUGCAGACUCUCACCUACGCACUCAGAAGUAGCUGCAAAGAGCUCGGCCUACUGCUCAUGUACAUGGGCAUAGGCAUCUUCUUAUUCUCAGCACUUGGCUACACAUUGGAGCAAAGCCACCCGGAGACCAUGUUCACUAGCAUCCCGCAGUCCUUCUGGUGGGCCAUCAUUACCAUGACCACAGUGGGUUAUGGUGAUAUCUACCCCAAGACCACACUGGGUCGGUGUAACGCUGCCGUCAGCUUCCUGUGUGGAGUCAUUGCCAUUGCUCUACCCAUACACCCCAUCAUCAACAACUUUGUCAUCUUUUACAGUAAGCAGCGUGUGCUUGAGACUGCCGCUAAACACGAGAUCGAGCUUAUGGCACUGCGCUCCAAGGAAGGAGAACCUGUAGAAGCUGCUGGUUUGGAAUUACAGAGAUCAAGUCCAUUGAUGGGUGAACAAAUGCCCUGGGACUAUGCCAAUCUUACUUCCCAAGGUGAUGGCCACAUUCCGUUACUCAAGGACGCUGGACAGAGAACAACAUUUCAGAAAUGCAACAAACAAGAUGGAUAACAGACAGACUGGAAGACAGGUUCACUGCUCAGUGCAUUCAUGGAGCAUUUGGACCACAGUUUUCAUUUAAAAGUUUUUACUAUAAUCACGUCUUGCAUAGAAAUAAGGAAUAAGAAGAACAAUUUUCCAUAUAAACCUGAAGUGGAAAUUUUUUCCCACUGAAAAUCAAUCCAGAAUUAAUGUAUUAUUUGUUUUAACAAAUUUCUAGUGUUAAAUACUGUUCAACAAAUAACAAAUAAAAUCGGUGUUAGAUUUUAACGUGUCUUCAACUAGCUGAUGCACAACAGAAUUGUUACGCUUUUAUGCUAAGCUCUAUGGAGAAUAAGACACUUAAAGGUGCCAAAAAAAUAAAAAAUCAAAGUGCUUCUGUUGUUGUGUAAAUUUGUAAAUUUCUACAUUUUUAUUGUUACAAACUAUAAAUGAAAAUAGCGAAUACAAUUGAAGGGAGAAUAAAAAUGACAAAAUAUUGUUUAUUUAAAAAAACAAUCUUUAAUUUCAUAAAUAUUCUAAAUAUAUUAUAAAUAUAGGUUUUAUGGCUACAAAUUGUGCAAAAUUCCGAGUAGAUAAAACAUAAGGAUAUUAUAAUUAAAUAAUAUUUAUAUACCAUCUUCUACCAUCUUGUGAAUUUCUGUAGUGCAUGUAUGCUUAACCCUAAAUAUUAAACAAAUACUCAGAACCGCCUUAAUUAAGUUAUAUAAAAAUAUUUUGUGGAAAUACUAAUCAAGUGUGUUAGAUUUUUUUUUCAUGAACCUCAUCAAUGUUGUCAUUGUUGAAACUCCCUGAGGGGAAAAAAAUCAUUGAUUUUCUUGUCAACCUUUGUUCUCUUAUUUGACCCAUAGCUAAGCACUUAAAUGAGUUCAAUUGUCCUCAAAGUAAUUUAUAGACGGUAUGUUGCAAUUUGCGUAGAUGAGUCAGAAAUAAUAGAAAUCUCUUUGAAUGCUGAAUGUUAUGCUUUAUGUAAUUAAAUGCAUUUCAUGCAGG
This is a messenger RNA of Tachysurus vachellii, 2633 nucleotides long. It is a transcript of the gene kcnf1a, whose product is annotated as potassium voltage-gated channel, subfamily F, member 1a. Gene Ontology annotation, biological process: potassium ion transmembrane transport; protein homooligomerization. NCBI's taxonomy places the organism in Eukaryota, Metazoa, Chordata, Actinopteri, Siluriformes, Bagridae. Gene Ontology annotation, molecular function: protein binding; voltage-gated potassium channel activity. The record is from RefSeq and is a predicted model, not a curated record. The coding region runs from base 201 to 1652 and encodes 483 amino acids. Gene Ontology annotation, cellular component: voltage-gated potassium channel complex; membrane. The transcript has a single exon.